This is a messenger RNA of Vanessa tameamea, 2775 nucleotides long. RefSeq lists its product as uncharacterized. Bases 419 to 2122 code for a protein of 567 amino acids. Gene Ontology annotation, cellular component: membrane. The transcript has 12 exons. Lineage: Eukaryota; Metazoa; Arthropoda; Insecta; Lepidoptera; Nymphalidae. The record is from RefSeq and is a predicted model, not a curated record.
GUGUACCCUGUUGACGACUGACGUAUUGAUCAUAGCGCAAACUUCGUAAUUUUUGUUGAAAGUAAAAUACCUAAGAAAAUUAAUAAACGAACAAUGGAACUAAACAUUAUUUUAACUAUUAGUAUUGAUAUCUAGUACUUUGUAAAGUUAAGCAAUAAGUUAAUAAAGCUUAUCAGUUUUAGCGCCACCGUGUGUCAGAAAGCAGGACUAAAUAUUACUUUACGAAAGGCCUUUAGUACCUACUUGUACCACCUUGGCUUAAGACGCAUGAUCAAUUUUCUGUCUGUCCCUAUCUUUUGUAAAGAUUUCCCACGGUCAGCGAACGACUAUCGAUUUAAAAUAAAUAGGACAGAAGUCCUAAAGCCCUAAAAAUGUGGACUUAGAGCUGACGUUAAAUUUGUGUCAGUGUAAAAACAAAAUGUUUAAUAAAGCAGUGUUGUGUCUAUCGACCUUACACUUUUAUAGUGUUGCAGCACAAGGAGAAUGCACCGAUUUAAGGGGAAGGCUCAUUACAAAUGGGAUGCACUAUGUUCCAGGCCCUGAUACAUGCACGUUAUGUAUUUGUGAUAAUGGCGUGCCAAAAGUGUGUAAAGCUGUUCUGUGUUCACCUCCCCAGGAUUGUCGUUCAUUUCGUGUGGGUACUACGUGCUGCGAGUUUAUUUGUCUCGACGAUGUAGUAAAACCCGCCGAGGGUGCUGAGGCUAAUGUCCGAGUAGCGGCUGGAGGAGCAGCGGCAAUAGUCCUGCUCACUGUAGCCUUAGUUGUCUACAGAGUUAGAAAACAGAAACGACGUCGACCACCGCACACGGAAGAUCAGAGGAGUCUGACGAGUAUUGGUUAUAUAAGCGGCAGUAUGGGCUACAUGGGCGGGAGCUGCGAGACGGCGCCGAUGGGAGCGUGGAAGCCUCCUUCUAACUACCUGCCGCGGGGCGAGGCGCCGCCGCCUUACGAGGAGGCCAUGGCACAGUGCCGUUCUGAUCCUAUGAGUCGCUCGGUCGUCAGAGUGGGCACGGAGCCGUCGUUCCACCGCACGUACGCGGCCGACGACGUGUGCGCGUCGCACGCCUACAACCUGCCGCGCCCCGUCGCGCAGAUUGCGAAUACUCAAAACUGCUACAACGCUCCUCUUCUGCAAUCCGUACAUCCGCCGGAAGUGAGAGACGUGUCUAAUAUUCCUCAUCCCUUGGCUCCAAACAUGGGCGCAGUGGGGGGCGGCGCCCGGCUGACGGGCUCGCUGGGCGCCAUCAGCGCGCGACUCAGCGUGCCGCGCGACGACCACGAGCGCCCGCACAACGUGCCCGGCUUCUACGCCACGCACGCCGCCCUGCACCGAACGAUCCCGCGCAUCUCGACGGCGGUGGACACGUCGACGCUGGAGGCGAUGGGCUUCUCGCGCGCGGACCGCUCGCUGGCGGGCGAGGUGCGGCGCUCCUUCCACCGGCCCGGCGAGCGCAUCGAGCGCGUGCACUCGGGCCGCAGCGUGCCGCGCAACCUCAACAUCGCGUCCGCGCCCGACGCGCCCCUCGCCGCCCACGGGCCCCUCGCGCCGCACGCGCCCCUCGCGCCGCACGCGCCCCUCGCGCCGCACGCGCCCCUCGCGCCGCACGCGCCCCUUGCUCCGCACGCCCCCCUCGCGGCGCACGCCCCCCUCGUGCCGCACUCCGUGCACACUCUCGCGGCAGAGUCCGACGACGCGAGCCAGGCGUCGGGGCGCGCCGCGGGCAGGCCGCGCGCGCACAGCGACGAACAGGACGCGAAGAGUAAGCAGCCCGAGGCGCCCCCCACUCUGCCUCUCACCGUAGACAAGCCUUCGUGCGUGUGCAGCUACGAGAGCAGCGCACGCGCAGAGGACGCGGACGACUACCGCAGCGAGUGCGAGAACUGCCACUCUACCAAUAACAAUUCAACGUGGGAGGAAGGUGGUGGAGCGGAGGGUGCGGGGUGGGGAGGUACGCAGACGCUGCAGCGCCGCGCGCCCCCGCCGCCCGCGCCGCCCCCCGCCACCGCCACGCUGCCGCAGCCCGUCACCAGGCACGGUCGAACCACAAUGGGCAAUCCGUCUAACUGGGAGAAUUGGUUCAACACGAUACCUGAUUCUGAUACAGAAUCUGAAGAAGAAUGAAACGAAAUGAACCGAUGUAUGGACAUCGACAGAGAAACAGCCCUUUAAUGUAGUGACUUGCAAUUUUCGAACCGUCAUAUAUUAUUUUGCUCCUUAGACCGGCGCCACACAAGUGCAAAUAUUCGUGCAAAUGUUUUUAAUGACUAUUUCUAAAUUUCUUUAUCUGUUGUCAAACGAAGGAAAUGUUUCGACAGAAGUAUCUCCUAAUGUAUUCGCGUGUGUGGCACCGGAAUUAUUCGAUUUUUCUUGUUAUUCGAUAGUUUAUACAUACAGAAAGAAAAAUUGUCUUAGGAAAACUGUUACUGACAAAUGGCAAAAAAUAUGAUUACUAUGUUGCAUUACAUUGCAUGCGGUUGUGAGAAAAUAUGUUUGCGUUAAUAUUUUUUGAAAAGAACUUUCCGUACCUUGUCUAAUAUACUAACGGGCGUUCGUGUUUCUUUUUAUCUUAAUAGAAAAUCUAGGGCUGAUUUAAAAUGCAAACUUAUUUUCUUAAUUUUGAAAAAUAAUAUUUAAGGUUAGGUUAAAAUACAAGACAUUCCCUAAAGUUUCACAUAUAAAUAGACAGCUUUUAUGUGUUAAAUUCAUAAAAGUGACAAUAGUUUCUGUGUAGUCCGGUCGUUGAGAGACUGCGUCUCUGACGUCUGUCAGUUGGU